Messenger RNA from Vicia villosa (hairy vetch), 1392 nucleotides. RefSeq names its product zinc finger protein WIP2-like. Gene Ontology annotation, molecular function: DNA-binding transcription factor activity. Gene Ontology annotation, biological process: anatomical structure development; regulation of gene expression. Bases 158 to 1204 code for a protein of 348 amino acids. NCBI's taxonomy places the organism in Eukaryota, Viridiplantae, Streptophyta, Magnoliopsida, Fabales, Fabaceae. The record is from RefSeq and is a predicted model, not a curated record. The transcript is spliced from 2 exons. Gene Ontology annotation, cellular component: nucleus.
AUUACCUUUAGCUUUCCCCAUGUUUGAUGAUCUCUCUCUCUCUCUCUCUCUCUCUCCACCGUCCACUACUUGCUUCAGCCAUCUUGUACUCUCUCUCUAUAAAAGCAAACAACACAAGUAGCUAGCCAUAAACUGUUCCCAUCUUGAUCUCUCCUCCAUGGCUGAUAACCCUUACACCUCUAAUCUUUUCUCAUCUUCAUCACCAAGUUUCUUCCAAUUCAACCAUAUUUUCCCAUCUUCAAACCCUUCUCCACACCACCACCAUCACCCUUUUCUUCAUCACCACCACAACAACCACACCUUUUUCCACUACCAUCAUAUUUCAUCUUCUUCUUCUCCACCUUCUCCUCCUCUCAGGGAAGAACUACCUCUUCUAAGCCUAAUCCCAGCAAAGCAAGAAGAAUAUGAAGAUCAACAAGAACAUGAUGAGGAUAUUCAAGACCUUCCUUGCACUGCCAUGGAUUUAGAGGAAAGAGAAGAAGACGGUAGUAUUACUACUAGUAACACAGUUACUGUUGCACUUCACAUAGGUUUGCCAAACCCUAGUGCUGCUGAAAUGGCUUCUGUACUUUCUUCAUCAAAUAACUCCUCAGAGAUCACUGUCACUGAUAAAGAACAAGGUGAUGAUUCUUCUUCAGGGUUCAUGAUGCUUCAUAAUAACAGCCUUAACAAAGGACAGUAUUGGAUCCCUACUCCUUCUCAGAUUCUCAUUGGUCCAACACAGUUUGCUUGCCCGGUUUGCUCCAAAACUUUCAAUAGAUAUAACAACAUGCAGAUGCAUAUGUGGGGGCAUGGAUCACAAUACCGAAAAGGUCCGGAAUCUCUAAGAGGCACACAACCAACCGGAAUGCUAAGGCUACCAUGUUACUGCUGCGCACCAGGUUGCAGAAACAACAUUGAUCAUCCUCGAGCAAAGCCAUUGAAAGAUUUCAGAACACUUCAAACACAUUACAAGAGAAAACACGGAAUUAAGCCAUUCAUGUGUCGAAAAUGCAGCAAGGCUUUUGCUGUAAGAGGAGAUUGGAGAACUCAUGAGAAGAAUUGUGGGAAGCUAUGGUAUUGUAUCUGUGGUUCUGAUUUCAAACAUAAGAGGUCUCUUAAGGACCAUAUCAAAGCCUUUGGAAAUGGACAUGCUGCUUAUGGAUUUGAUGGGUUUGAAGAAGAAGAUGAACCAGCUUCUGAAGUUGAGCAAGAUAAUGAUUAAUAAUGUGUUAAUUAUUCUGUGAAAUGAUUAAUAUUAUAUAAGCAAGAAUUAAUUAGUUAAAUGGAAAGCAAUAUUUUCUUUCUUUUUUCCUUUUAUGUUGGAACAUUAGUUAGGACUAGGAGAGUGAGUGACUUGAUACAAAACAUAUAUAGCUGUUAAAGCCAGAUAUAUAUUUUGACUUUUGCUCU